AAUACUUGGCUUAGGACUGGAAGUAGAAGGCCGCCGCACGUGGGGAAAGAUGGCGGUUCAUCGCUCCGGCCCGCUCAAGCAGAAGAAUAAGACUCACAAGAGCGGAAGACACCGGAGUCGGGGCUCCGCUCAGCGGGACGGCAAAGGUCGCGUGGCCGUGAAAGUCCAGAGCAAGAAAGUGAGGAAGGAGCUUAGCCGAGUGGACCAGCGGCACCGGGCCAACCAGCUCCGGAAGCAGAAGAAGGAGGCGGUCUUGGCGGAGAAGAGGCACCUGGGCAGCAAGGAUGGGCCGCCUCAUCAGGUGCUGCUGGUGCCCCUGCACGCCAGCGUUUCCCUGGGCCAGGCUUUGCAGCUGCUCCGGAGCUCAGACCCGCUGUCGGUGCCUACGGGGGAGCGGGCUGGGACCCCCAGCUUUGUGCUGCUCUGCCCUCAGCUGAAGCGGCGCUGGUUCUUCACGGCUGCACAGCCAGGGGAUCUGCACACUGUAUUGGACCUGGCCAAAGUGGCUGAUAGCAUCCUGUUUAUUCUGGAGCCCAUGGAGGGCUGGGACAGCACAGGAGAUUACUGCCUCUCUUGCCUCUUUGCCCAAGGCCUUCCCACCUACUCUCUAGCCAUCCAGGGGGUUGGGAGCCUUCUCCCAAAGAAACAAGCAGAUGCCAAGAAGAAGCUGAGCAAGGUCUUAGAGAAGCGAUUCCCUGGAGACAAACUGCUCCAUUUGGACACCCCGCAGGACGCUGUACUGCUCCUUCGACAGCUGGCUAACCAGAAGCAAAGGCAUCUGGCCUUUCGAGACCGGCGUUCCUACUUGUUUGCCCACACUGCUGACUUUGUACCCAGCCAAGAGAGCAGCUCGGUGGGCACCUUAAAAUUGUCAGGCUAUGUUCGUGGGCAGACUCUCAACGUAAACCGUCUCCUGCAUAUUGUUGGACAUGGUGAUUUUCAGAUCAAGCAGAUUGAUGCCCCCACAGACCCCUUUCCUCUAAAUCCCAGAGUGAUUAAGUCCAGCAAAGGCACGGACAUGGCAAUGCAGAUCGAUGCUGCGGAUGCCGAUGGUGCGUCCGAGAUGGAGGAGGACAUCAAGGUUCUAGUGAAAGCAGACCCUGCUCGGCAGGAGUCUCUCCAGUCAGAGGUGGUUCCGGACCCCAUGGAGGGAGAACAGACGUGGCCCACAGAGGAGGAACUGAAUGAGGCCAAAGCCUUCUUAAAGGAAAAAGCCAAAGUGGUGAAGAAAGUCCCCAAGGGCACAUCCAGCUACCAGGCUGAGUGGAUUGUGGAUGAGGAAGGCAGCAGCAGUGGAGAGGAGGAAGAAGAGGAGGAGGAUUCAGAGGCUGAGGAUUUCAUGGAGGAGGAGGAUUCAGAGGCUGAAGGGAGCGAGGAAGAAUGUGAGACCGUGACCUUGGGGGAGUCUGUUCGGGACGACCAAUAUGAUGAGAAGAUUGACAGAGAGGCCGAGGAACAAAUGCUGGAGAAAUACAAGCAGGAAAGGCUGGACGAGAUGUUUCCAGAUGAAGUGGACACCCCCAGAGAUGUGGCAGCAAGAGUCCGGUUUCAGAAGUACAGAGGCCUGAAGAGCUUCCGGACGUCCCCGUGGGAUCCUAAGGAAAACCUGCCCCAGGAUUAUGCACGGAUCUUUCAGUUUCAGGACUUUUCCAGAACUAGGAAACGGAUCUUUAAGGAGGUCGAGGAAGAGGAAUCUGAAGGGGCUGAGGUUGGAUGGUACGUGACCCUGCACGUGACAGGGGUUCCUGCCUCUGUGGGUGAGAGCUUCGGGCAGGGCGCGCCUCUGGUCGCAUUUUCCCUGCUGCCGCAUGAGCAGAAGAUGUCGGUGCUGAACAUGGUGGUGAGGAGACACCCCGGGAACGAGGAGCCUGUGAAAUCCAAAGAGGAGAUGAUCUUCCAUUGCGGCUUCCGUCGCUUCCGGGCCUCGCCUCUCUAUUCCCAGCACACUGCAGCGGAUAAGCACAAGGCAGAGAGGUUCCUUCGUCCUGAUGUGGCCUUAGUGGUGACUGUUUAUGCCCCGAUCACCUUCCCUCCAGCCUCAGUGCUGCUCUUCAAACAGAAGCCUGAUGGCAAGCACAGCAAGCAUUAUUUUCUAGAUCAAGAGAUGGAGGUGGGAAAUCUCACACCUACUAAUCUCAUACCCUUUUCCUCAUUUCCCUCAGAGUAUUCAUCUCACUUUCUCACAGAUUCUUCAAAGUUAGAAUCUUAUCUAACAAACACUCUUGUAUCUCAUGACUGUGCACAUGGCUGCCUGGGUUCCAAUGCCUAGAGUUUGGAGAUUGGGGGUGGGAGAAGAAAAUAAGUAUUCAGUGGAGGGGGAAGAGGAAAAUACAACUCAAAAUCCCAGAAGCCUUAGGAAAGGGGCUAAGAGUACAAAUGAGAUAUAUCAAGAGUAUAAGUGAUGAACGUGGGAGGGGCUAUUGGCUUAUGUGUGAAGACAAGAAAGAAGCUUGAAUGUAUUUCAUUCCCCACAAUACUGUUUUGGUCCUUUGUCCCAUUUCUCUGUCCUAAUCUUUUUACUACAGACUUACUUACUCAGAUGUAUAUUCAAAUCUAGAAUCAAUAGCUAAAGAAAGUAAAAGGAUUCAAAUCUACAAUCUUGAUUCCUAGAACACCCCUAGGUCAUAGUUCCCUGCCAUGUCAAUUUUUUUUUUAAACACUCUUUAAAAGACUUCAGACUAUGCUUUCCUCCUUAUCAUGUGGAGUUAUAUCUUUAAAUUGAGGCUCAAUACUAGAUUGACACUGGGAGUACAGUUGGGUGAAGUUGCCAAUCAAUAAAUAUUUAUAAAGUACCUAUUAUGUUCCAGGAACUAUGCUAAAGUUCCGGGAUACAAAAAAAAAGGCAAAAAACAAAGGCAAGGAGUUUACAUUUUAACAGGGAAACAAAUAUAUGCAUGCAAGCUAUCUACAGAAUAAAUAGGAAAAUUAAUGGGGAAGGCACUGAAAUUAUGAGAGACUAGGGGAAAAGCUUCCUGUAGAAAAUGGGAUUUUAGUAAAAGAAGCCAGGGAGACCAGUAAAUGGAAUAGAAGAGUAAGCACAUUCCAUGCAUGGGGGACAGCCUGAGAAAAUGCCCAGACCAGAGAGAGGAUCUUGUUCAUGGUAUAGUCAGAAAACCAGUAGUUGGGGGAAGGUGAGAGGAAAGGAUAAGGUGUAAGAAACUAAAAAGGUAAGAGGGAGAUGGAUUAUGAAGUAUUUCAAUGCCAAAGUAUUUUGUACUUGAUUCAGAAGGCAAUAGGAAACUGCUGGAGUUCAUUGAGAAAGGGGAUGAAAUGGUCAAAUUAGUUACUUUAGGAAAAUCAUGUGAGUGGUUGACUGGAGGACAGAUCCAAGUGGGGAGCGGGGAGAGGCUUUUGGCAGGCAGACCCCACAGCAGGGGUCUGCAGUAAUUCAGGGGUGAGGUCACAAGGGUCCUGCACAGGUGAUAGUGCCCAAAGUGAGAAUAUAUUCCAGAGAGAUAUUGCAAAGGUGAAAUUGACAGGUGUGGACAUGGGAGGUACAUGAUAAUGAGGAAUCCUCCUAGGUUAUUAAGUCUGAAGGACUGGGAGCCUGCUAAUAGAAGGAAAGUAAAAGGGGUGAGAGGAUGAUAAUGACUUCUGUCUGGCCAUGUUGAGUUUAAGAUGUCUAUUGGACAUAAAACUGGCGAUAUGUGAAAGGCAGUUGGAAGAUGCAAGAUUGGGGGUCAGCAGAGAGGUAGAUCCUGAAUAUCAUCAGAAUGGAUUCUCAAGCUGUUAAAAGUCUGAGUAUGCCCUCCUUUGUCCCCAUUCCUACCACUCUGCCAGGAGGGGAAACUGAAUUACUGCCCUCCAUCAGAGAGGCUGAGGGCAACACACAAUCCCCAGGCCUUGGUCCCUGAAAUCAAACACUAAACACUUCAGAAGAUGGGGCCAUCCCCCAAAAUGAAAGGAGUAUAUACACACAUUUCUGAAUUAGUGUGUAACAGGUUUUCCCUGGUCUGAGUCAAUCAGGGAGGACAAUAUCCCAUGUUCAGACAGCAGCAGGUAAGGCCAGGCACUGAGUGGAACAUAAGGUGGAAGGCAGUGGGGGGAGAAGAGUGAGGGGCUGGGCAGUGACUGGGAAGCCACUAACUGUGCAACCCAAGGCUAAGGUUGUUAGGCUCAGCUCUAGCGGUUAUACAGGAUGUCAGACUUUGUUCUGUGACUCAAUUUUACAACUAGAUAUUCAUCUUUCUUUUCCCUGGGCCUUUGAGGAUCUCAGCAGACACUUGGGCAUAAAGCCCAAGUCCAUCCUUGGAGAGGCCUAAGAGCCCAGGAUAGUUGGGGAAACCCUGGAAAGAAGCUGUAAGUAGGAUGAGGUUCCGAGCGAAACAAUUGGAAGGGAAUGCAUACUAAGUGCAUAUUAAGGAGAGCUAAUUAGCCCCAAAUCCAGCAAAGUAGGCAGAGCUACACUGGGCACCAAUGUCUGGCUGAGCAAGAAAGCUUUUUCCUCUUCAUCCAUGGACAAAACACCACCUUCAGGAGAUCAAGAAUGGAAAAUUCAAACCAAAAAAACCCUUGUGUGUGUGUGUGUUUUCUGCAUUUGUCCUGGUACACAUG
This is a messenger RNA of Antechinus flavipes (yellow-footed antechinus), 4554 nucleotides long. RefSeq names its product TSR1 ribosome maturation factor (gene TSR1). NCBI's taxonomy places the organism in Eukaryota, Metazoa, Chordata, Mammalia, Dasyuromorphia, Dasyuridae. Gene Ontology annotation, molecular function: GTPase activity; GTP binding; U3 snoRNA binding. Bases 50 to 2269 code for a protein of 739 amino acids. The record is from RefSeq and is a predicted model, not a curated record. The transcript is spliced from 13 exons. Gene Ontology annotation, biological process: ribosome biogenesis; maturation of SSU-rRNA from tricistronic rRNA transcript (SSU-rRNA, 5.8S rRNA, LSU-rRNA); endonucleolytic cleavage of tricistronic rRNA transcript (SSU-rRNA, 5.8S rRNA, LSU-rRNA). Gene Ontology annotation, cellular component: preribosome, small subunit precursor; nucleus.